Molecule: messenger RNA, 7475 nt
Organism: Fopius arisanus
Lineage: Eukaryota; Metazoa; Arthropoda; Insecta; Hymenoptera; Braconidae
Product: fatty acid synthase
Exons: 11
Coding region: 188-7351 (2387 amino acids)
Biological process (GO): fatty acid biosynthetic process
Molecular function (GO): 3-oxoacyl-[acyl-carrier-protein] synthase activity; fatty acid synthase activity; oxidoreductase activity
Source: RefSeq, a predicted model, not a curated record
UUCAAUCAGUCAUUAACACUUGUGUAAUUGAGUGCAUCAAAAAUUUAAAAAUUAUUUUCUGUUACUCACAUGUGAAUAGUGCAAAUUGAAGUAUAAAUCGUCGAAAUUUUAUUAUAUUCAUUCAAUUGCUAAUAUUUUGGUGGGUGAACUGAUAGUAUUUCUUGAGGUGCUGUUAUAAACAGUGAAAAUGGGGUCGACAGAAUUUUUUCCCUACGAUCCUUACCGAAAGGUACCACUAGAACCCGGUGAAGAGAUUGUCAUUUCUGGCAUCUCAGGAAGAUUUCCGGAGUCAAUCAAUUUGAAGGAAUUCCGUGAAAAUCUCAUGAACAAAGUGGAUCUCAUAACUAAUGAUGAUCGUCGUUGGAAAUUAGAUCAUCCGGAAAUUCCGGCAAGGCUCGGAAAAAUCAGCAAUUUAUCGAAGUUCGAUGCCGACUACUUCGGUAUUAACUUCAAAGAAGCUCACACGAUGGAUCCAAUGGGUAGAAUGGCAAUGGAACAUGCUUAUGAAGCUAUCGUCGAUGCUGGAGUCAAUCCUAAACAUCUAAAAGGCACUAAGACUGGAGUUUUCAUUGGUGCAUGUUUCUCCGAGUCUGAGAUGACGUGGGUUUACGAAAAACUUCACGCAGAUGUACAUGGUGUUGGCAUCAUUGGCUGCUGCAGGGCUUUGUUGUCCAACAGGAUUUCUUACUGGCUGGAUGUGCAUGGUCCGAGUUACAAUGUCGAUUCAGCCUGCAGCUCAAGUCUUGCCUGCAUGGAGCAUGCCUACCGAGCAAUCAGAACUGGUAUGUGUGAUGCUGCUAUUGUAGGCGGCACCAAUCUUGUCCUUCAUCCCAACGUGUCACUUCAAUUCGGUCGUCUAGGUGUGCUAUCGCACGACGGUAAAUCAAAAUCAUUCGACAAUAGAGCAAAUGGUUACGUGAGAAGUGAAACAAUCUGCACAGUCUUGCUUCAAAAAGCCAAAAAUGCAAAACGCAUUUAUGGAACUGUGGUUCACGCGAAGACCAACUGCGACGGGUUCAAGCCGCAGGGGAUAACUUUUCCAUCGAGCGAAAUCCAGAGUGUUCUUCUAAAAGAUUUCUAUGAAGAGUGUAAAAUACCAGCAUCUACCGUGACAUACGUUGAAGCCCACGGUACUGGAACGAAGGUGGGAGAUCCUGAGGAGCUCAAUGCCAUUGAGUCUGUAUUUUGUCUUGGAAAGAAAGAGCCAUUAAAGAUUGGCUCGGUUAAAUCAAACAUGGGGCAUGCUGAAGCAGCCAGUGGAAUGGGCCAAGUUGCUAAAGUUGUUAUUGCCCUUGAGACUGGAAUUAUUCCACCAAAUCUGCAUUAUAAAGAACCACGUGAAGGGGUUGAAGGUCUUCUGAAUGGAAAAAUGGAGGUUGUAACUGAACCAACGCCUUGGAAGGGAGGAUACGUUGGUGUAAGUUCAUUCGGCUUCGGUGGUUCUAAUGCCCAUGUUCUCCUCAAAUCAAACCCCCGGAAUAAGAUCAAUGAGGGAAAGCCUGCGGAUGAUCUACCUCGGCUAGUCGUCAGUUCUGGGAGAACAGAGGAAGCUGUUGAGUCUAUCUUAACAGAUAUAGAAAGUCGAUCAGUGGAUGUAGAAUACGUUCGAUUGCUGCACGAUCUGCACGCAGAGAAUCUUGCAGGUCACCUCUACAGAGGCUACACAAUCCUCGGUACUUCCAGUUCUGGACAAAAACUCCGAGAUUUGAAAUACUGCCCAGAUGUUAGACGACCCGUCUGGUUCCUCUUCUCAGGAAUGGGUUCGCACUGGCCAGCCAUGGGCACCUCUCUUCUACGAUUUCCCGUCUUUGCGGAUGCCAUAAAGAAAUGCGAUUCAGUCCUCAAAAUUCGUGGUGUUGAUAUCUACGAGAUCUUGACGAAUACCAACAAAUCAGUCUUUGAAAGCCUUUCCAAUUGCUUUGUUGGAGUAGUAGCGAUGCAGAUUGGUCUGUUUGAUCUUUUAACAUCAUUGAAAAUAGUCCCAGAUGCGAUUAUCGGGUACUCAAUUGGAGAACUAGUGUGUGCUUAUGCAGAUGGCUGUUUUACAGCUGAACAAACAAUCUUAGCUGCAUACAGUGAAGCUUUAGCUUUGAUGGAAUGUAAUAGAAUCAAAGGUGCAAUGGCCGCUGUCGGUCUGAGCUAUGAGCAAACUCAAAAACUCUGUCCACCAGAUAUCCAAGUAGCUUGUCACAACGGACCUGAUAUGACAGCUAUAAGUGGUCCAAUGGCGUCAAUCAACUCUCUAAUCGCUAAAUUAUCAGCGAACAAUAUUUUCGCUGAAGAAAUUCCCUGCGGUGACAUCGCUUACCACAGCAAAUACAUAGCAGACGUUGGCUCAAAGCUCUUUGGGUAUCUAAAAAAAAUCAUUCCAGAUCCUAAAUCGAGAAGUUCCAGAUGGCACAGCACAUCCAUACCCCAGUCCCAAUGGAAUUCACCUCAAGCAAAAUUUUCAUCAGCUGAAUAUCACACGAACAAUCUUCUUGCUCCUGUUCUCUUCCAAGAAACCACCGCUCUCAUCCCUAGAAAUGCUAUUGUCAUCGAGAUAGCACCACACGAACAACUUCAGAAGAUUUUGAAGCGAUCUCUCAGUUCUUCAAUCACCAAUAUCAGCCUCAGUGAAAAUGGACAUCGGGACAGGACUGAAGUAUUUUUGCAGGCAGUUGGAGAGCUGUAUGAAGCUGGAUUGCAGCCUGAAAUUUGGAAAUUAUACCCGGAAGUGAAAUUUCCAGUGUCGAGAGGGACGCCUAUGUUAUCUCCACUCAUCAAGUGGGAUCAUUCUGAAGACUGGUUCGUUACCUCUUACAGAACACUCGAAAAAAUUGACUCGGGUGAGAGAGUUGUGGAGCUGGCGAUGACAGAUGAAGAUUAUGAGUACAUGGAGGGCCAUGUUAUUGAUGGAAAAAAUCUCCUACCUGCUACUGGAUAUUUGUUAUUUGUCUGGGAAACUGUAGGACUGAUGAGGGGAGCACGGUACACUGAAGUCCCAAUUGUCUUCGAGGAUGUGCGAUUUUUAAGGGCAACUACACUUUUCAAGGACGUUACGUAUAAGCUCACCAUUAUGAUCAACAAAGGAACUGGAAAGUUUGAAGUCGUAGAAGGAGGAGUAGCUGUGGUGACUGGAACCGUUCGUUACACACUGGAUCCUCAGGAAGAGCAGAUAAAUGUCCUGAUAAAGAAUCAUGAUGAACCUGAACAGAUGACCAGUAGAGAUAUCUACAAAGAGUUUCGAUUACGUGGAUAUCAGUAUUCUGGAUUAUUCAAAGCUAUUAAAAGUGCUACAACUGAUGGAUCCAAGGGAACAAUCGCUUGGACGAAUAAUUGGGUGGCAUUCAUGGAUAAUAUGCUGCAAAUGGUACUCCUCGGACGUGAUACUCGCAACCUUUUUGUACCGACGGGAAUUAGAAAACUGGUGAUUAAUACCAAGAAGCAUUAUCAAGAGAUCCGUGAGAUGCCACAGGAUAAACAAGAAUUGAAAGUUUAUACUAAUCAGCAUCACGACGUGAUCUUCUCCGGUGGUGUUCAAAUCCAUAAUCUACAGGCUAGUGCGAUAGCUCGAAGAAGACCCGCAGGCGAUCCUGUCCUGGAGACCUACAAAUUUGUCGCCCAUAGAGACCGUGCAGAUGUACCUCUGAAGGAUGCAGUUCAAUUGGCAACUCAUCUUGCCUUGGAAAAUCAUCUCGGCGUUAAUGUUAGAACGCUAGAGGCCCUACGAGCAGAAGAGACACAUCCCGUCGAAGAACUUUUGUCGUUCCAUAUAUCAGAGACUCUAGCGAAUUUACCCAUGAUUCAAGCGGAAGUUAAUAUGGUAACUGAGCAAAAUGAGUUACAGCCGAAAGAUAUCCCUGAGAACGUCAUCGUCACGGAAUACAAAAGGCUGACUCCAGAAAUGAAUGCAUUGAUUUUAGCAGGACGUAAUAUACUCGUAACCCAAAAAGACGAUCCAGUGAAGCAGCUUCUGACGAAUCUGAAGGAUAGGGCGUUUGUUAUUACCCUUGAAUCAUCACCACCACAAGAAAUUAUUCAAUCAUCUAGAAAAUAUGGGUUACAAAUACUUCUAGAAAAAGUUGUCGGUGGCGUGACAUUUUGGCUGUUCCGAAAAGUGGAUAAAAUACCGCAGAAUAUUACCAUAAUUACCGUAACCAAUGAACAAUUCUUCUGGGUAAACACAUUAAAAACAGCGCUGAAAUCGAAGACUGAGAGAAAUACUUCAGGGUCGUCGAGAAUUCUAUUGGUGAGUGAUAGAUCGUUUGAGAAUGGCCUUCUGGGUAUGAUCAAUUGUCUUCGGAAGGAGCCUGGCGGUGAAAUAGUUCGUGGGCUAUUAAUCCAAGACCCAAAUGCCCCGAACUUUCAACUCUCAGAUCCUCUGUAUGCCGAUCAAAUGAAAUUAGAUCUAGCAGUGAAUGUCUUGAGAUCAAGAGGCACUUGGGGAUCAUACAGACAUCUUCCACUCUCACCUCCUGCAGUACGUCCCACGUACCAUGCCUGGGCCAAUCAACUAGUGAAAAGUGAUCUCAGUUCAUUCUGUUGGGUGGAAGGAACCAUAACGCCAGACCAAAAGCAGUCCGAUCUUGUUAGAGUGGUUUACUCAUCAAUUAACUUCAAGGACAUCAUGUUGGCCACUGGAAAACUUACUUCUGACAUUUUUGUUAAAAUGCGGAGUGCGGCUGAGUGUCUAUUAGGAUUUGAGUAUUCUGGAAUUAAGACAAACGGUACCCGUGUGAUGGGGAUAAUUGCUCGCCGUGCUAUUACAAAUAUUCUAAAUAGCGAUCCAAUCUUCACCUGGAAAAUUCCUGAUGCUUGGACUCUUGAAGAAGCAGCUACCGUGCCAUGCGUCUAUGCCACGUGCAUUUAUGCUCUUUACUUCCGUGGAAACAUGAAGAAAGGUGACAAAGUACUGAUUCAUGCUGGAUCCGGUGGUGUUGGACAAGCAGCUAUCAAUCUCGCACUCUGGACUGGAUGUGAGAUAUUUACGACUGUUGGUACUAAAGAAAAGAGAUUAUUUAUUCAGCAGGAGUUCCCCCAAAUUCCUGAUGAUCAUAUUGGUAAUUCUAGAUGUACAACAUUUGAGCAGAUGGUGAUGGAUAAAACUAAUGGAAAGGGUGUUGAUAUUGUUCUUAACUCACUUGCUGAUGAGAAGCUUCAGGCUUCGGUUAGGUGUUUAGCGGAGGGAGGAAGAUUUUUGGAAAUUGGAAAAUUUGAUAUGGCCAAUAAUAGUCCUCUUGGGAUGUCCAUAUUUUUGAAGGAAAUUAGUUUUUAUGGUGUUUUAUUGGAUAAAUUAUUUGAUGCUCCUGAUCACAAGAAGAAAGAAGUUGAAGUUUUAAUGGCGAAAGCACUAAACGAAGGAGCUGUUAAACCAAUCAACAUGACUAUCUUUCCUAGAGAUCAAAUUGAGGCUGCGUUUAGAUAUAUGGCAGCUGGAAAACAUAUCGGCAAGGUACUCCUUCAAAUUCAAGAUGAAAAGAAAUUGGGACUUCCGAUCCCGGCGAUACCGAGAUAUUACUGCCGAGAAGACAGAUCGUACAUAAUUCUCGGAGGACUCGGAGGCUUUGGUUUGGAAUUAGCCGACUGGCUUGUUCUUCGAGGAGCUCAACACCUAAUCCUCACAUCACGUUCAGGCAUCAAGAACGGUUAUCAACUGAUGCGUAUUAAGAUCUGGCAGAGUUAUGGGGUAAAAGUGACGAUUAUCUCUGGAAAGGAGGCAUCAGACGUUGGAGAUUGUGAAGAGAUUCUACUGACAGCUUCAAAUCAAGUUCCUGUGGAUGCGAUUUUCAAUCUGGCAGUUGUCCUCAAGGAUAAUCUUUUUGAGAAUCAAACAGCCGAGACCUUUGAAGAGUCUUUCAAGGCUAAAGCUUGGAGUACCAAAAAUCUCGACAAACUGUCCAGGAGAUUGUGCCCAAAACUCAGGCAUUUCGUUGUAUUCUCUUCGGUAUCCUGCGGUCGUGGCAAUGUAGGACAGACAAAUUAUGGAAUGUCGAACUCAGUUAUGGAAAGAGUUUGUGAGCGACGUGCUGCUGAUGGACUUCCAGCUCUUGCGAUCCAGUGGGGAGCUGUUGGAGACGUUGGUCUCGUUGCAGAUAUGCAGAAUGAUGACAAAGAGCUUGUAAUUGGAGGAACUCUUCAGCAGAGGAUAACAUCGUGUCUCCAUGAACUCGAUGGCUUCCUAACUCAGAACUCUCCAAUUGUUGGAAGCAUGGUGGUCGCUGAGAAAAGAGCAGGCGGCAGUAGCGCUCUCAAUGUUGUCGAUACUAUACUCAACAUCAUGGGUUUGAAAGACCUAAAAUCAAUUAGUCAGCAUACAUCACUAGCUGAGCUUGGAAUGGACUCAAUGAUGGCUGUGGAAAUAAAGCAAACGCUGGAGCGUGAAUUUGAGAUAUUCCUUACCGCACAAGACAUUCGAGCCCUCAACUUUUCUAAACUUAAUGAAAUGAUUUCAAUAGAUCCUCACACAAUAGACAAAGAUAGUAAAAGUGCAGAGGAAAAGACUCCUUCAAUAAUGAAAUUACUGGUGAAACUUCUCGGUGCGGAUGAGAGUAUGAUGCAAAAAAAAACUUUCAAAUUACCCACGAAGCAGGAGAGGACAAAGGACGAGAUAUUUUGUAUCCCUGGAAUUGAAGGCUUUGGCGCCGUCUUCAUGAAUAUCGCCCCUGAAAUCGAGGCUCCGGCCAUUUGUUUACAAUUAGACCCCAUCAGUGACUCUAUUAAAGAUCUAGCUACAAAAUUAUUGCCUCAUGUCUUGGAGAAGAACAAAAAUCGAAAAGAUUUCCUUAUUGUAGGAUAUUCAUUUGGAUCUCUUGUUGCACUUGAAAUGGUUCGACAAUUAGAAGCUCUAAGCUGUAAUUGCCAAUUAAUUUUGAUUGACGGCUCUCCGGACUUUUUGAAGACCAUCAAAAAUCAGCAGUUGAAGGCCGAAAAUGACGAAGACCUCGGAACCAAUCUGCUCAUUAAUAUUACUAAUGUCGUUGCACCUGGUGUUAGUGACAACCUAUAUUCAGAACUUCAAAAAUGCAGAACGUGGGAAGAUAAACUCGAGGCUUACAUGGAACGUAUGCCCAGUGAUGCCUUAAAACUUUCAGCUGAGAAUCAAAGAAAUGUGACGAUGGCUAUGUACCAACGACUUAAAUCGGUUGGCUAUUACGAUCCUUACAGUUUUCCACCCAUUAAAUCUUCCAUCACAUUAUUAAAGCCAACCUUGGAGAGUUUCAAAUAUCUCUCACCGGAUUAUGGACUUACAAAGUUAACGACGGGAAAAGUAACGGUUCAUAAACUUGAAGGCAACCACACGACAAUAAUGGACAAUCCAAAAGUUGCAGCUGUAAUAAAUGGAGAGCUUCUCCAAAAUGCAAUGCCUUGAGUUUUUUCAUUUGUCUAAUAGAAGGAAUAAAUGAAUUUGGUAGUUGAGGUGGACGGCUGGGCUGGGGGCUGGGAGCUGAAAGGCAGCCUCAGGUGUCGACUUGGAGGCUCCCACAGGACUAGGG